Messenger RNA from Pomacea canaliculata, 1909 nucleotides. RefSeq lists its product as uncharacterized. Bases 251 to 1408 code for a protein of 385 amino acids. Lineage: Eukaryota; Metazoa; Mollusca; Gastropoda; Architaenioglossa; Ampullariidae. The record is from RefSeq and is a predicted model, not a curated record. The transcript has 14 exons.
ACUAGUAAUCACAGUACUGUUCGUGGACUAAAGAAGACGACGGCUGUCUCCCUCUACCUCUCUCUUGUCUCCCUCUGCGGAAGGUACGAGCGACAGGUGAUCCCACCAUUUCUCAGAAAUUGGACACGAAAACAAAUAUAUAUCCCAAAGCUAGCGGGCAGAGGAUGCAGCAUCGCCCUUCCACUCUGGUUCAUCGUUGUGACAGGUUUGCCAGUGUAGCCACGAGACACAGUCACUAAAGACAGAGAUCAUGAAACAGUUUGGGGAGAUCACUACCUGGCUCAAGGGACACAUUUCCCUGAUUAGCCUGGUGGUUCUUGGGAUUGGAAACCACUUCGUAAGCGAUGAUCUGUUUUUCUGUCCAUGUGGGGAGAUUUGGCGACGAUAUGUGUUCACAUUUUCGUUAGCAUUUUCUCCAGCUGCUCUUCUACUUUGCUUUGAUAUAUCCUGGAAGACUGUGUAUGUAUUACGCGUGAUUAAUGGUUGGUGUUCCUCCUGUAAACCUGUGAUUCGUCCCAUACUGCUUGCAGGAGGGUGGAUAGCCUAUUUCUUUCUAGACCAAAAGUUUUCAGGCUGCAUUGCAGAUGACGGUACAUGCAACACGGAAAAAAAUAUCACCGAAUAUGGAAGUUUGAUAAAGACAGCGAUAGCAGGAGUCGUUCUUGGCAUUAGUCUUUUUCUGAUGGUUGGCAGGGUUGUGUACCAUAUCUGCUGGAAAAAGACAAUCUUGACUAAGCACAAUCAGCAGAUCGGCAUAUCAGAGAAUCUUAGUACAGAAGACUCAAAAACAAAAAGUGUCGGCUUCUGGAAAAAGUUUUCAAAGAAUUCUAAGCGCAAUCAGAAAAGCGACAUAGAAAUGGCUCCUGGGACAGAAGGCUCAAAAGAGAAAAGUGCUGGCUGCUGUGGACGGUUUUCAAAGACGUCAGAUCCAGAAGAAGAAACAUUAAAGAGGAACCUGCAGGGGUUGGACUGGGAGAUCUUGUCGUUAAUUGUGGACGAAGGUCUCAUGAAUGCUAAAGUCCUCAAGGAACUUAAAGACGCUGACUUCAUAAAGUUUCAGAACAAGAUAAACAUGGGUCAGUGGAAGACUCUGAAAGAAAAGUGCGGAAACAUAAAUUUGACAACACAAGGUUCUGGUGAAAUGAAUGUUCAGGCUACUUCUUCUGCUGUUGAUCGGUCUGCUAGUAGUUCUGCUGAUCAUGCUGCUGAUUCUCAUAGGAAUGAAAAUUCUCCUCAGAAUAUACAAAUGAUUUUGCCACCACAAGGUUUUGGUCUAGUAAAUGCUGAAGAUACUGCUACCGCUGCUUCUCAGUCUGCUGGUAGCUCUGCUAGUUCUGAUGCCGAUUCUUGUGCUAGUCACGUGGUUUACAUUCCGGAGGCGAACAAUGAAAUGGAACCUUUGUGCUAAAGAGGGAUGCAGAUGACCACCCUUAAGCCUGCGUCUAAAAACAGUAUCAUUGAAAUGUGAAUAAUUUGUUCAAGACUUCAUAGCAGCGAGGAAAACUGUCGGAGUUCCAGACCCAGUAAAAGAUCAGACUACUCGUAAUAAAAUACAAAACAGCAACACAAAUUAUUCUUAGCCUCGUCCCGCAUCUUCACAAUUUUGUACUUGUGACAUGACACGGUGACCUCAAAGAAAUAGCGGCCGUCAUGAGACGAUCGCACCUAAGUACUCCCACACAACUCAUUCGACCACCUGUUUCGUGUCCUGUUCCCUUUCCAUAUGAAUAUAUUGUAGAAAAAAAGGGUUUGUGAAAAUACCCUUAGCGAGUUUCAAAGUUUAUUGUGUAAAGAGAUAACAGCAGGGUUGUCCAUGGGACAUAUUUUUCUAUCCCAUCCCAUCCUAUGGCACUUUAUGCAUGUCCCAUCCCAUCCCAUCCCAUGGGACGUUUCCCAUGGGAUUCCCAUG